This is a messenger RNA of Trichomycterus rosablanca, 3085 nucleotides long. RefSeq names its product solute carrier family 25 member 51b (gene slc25a51b). The coding region runs from base 272 to 1216 and encodes 314 amino acids. NCBI's taxonomy places the organism in Eukaryota, Metazoa, Chordata, Actinopteri, Siluriformes, Trichomycteridae. The transcript has 2 exons. Gene Ontology annotation, molecular function: NAD transmembrane transporter activity. Gene Ontology annotation, biological process: mitochondrial NAD transmembrane transport. The record is from RefSeq and is a predicted model, not a curated record. Gene Ontology annotation, cellular component: mitochondrion.
AUUCACCUCACUUGCACGUCUUUGGACUGUGGGAGGAAACCGGAGCACCCGGAGGAAAACCACGCAGACACGGGGAGAACAUGCAAACUCCACACAGAAAGGACCUGGACCGCCCCGCCUGGGGAUCGAACCCAGGACCUUCUUGCUGUGAGGCGACAGUGCUACCCACUGAGCCACCGUGCCGCCCAUUUACGUGGUCGCACUAGCAUUAAAGUGCGUUCCUAUGGAUGUGCCAGCUUACCUCACCAACCAUUAGUGCACCUGACAUCCCAUGGGGGCAAUUACCACCAUGGCCCCAGACUCCUCCUUGCAACCUCAAGCCCUGCCCCCUUCUCAUAGCAAGUCGAGUACCACAGGCCCUGUCCUUGCUCAUGGCUUGGAGGUGGGCCUUGAGCCACGAGGUAAACACUACGUGUGCGGCUCUGUGGCAGCCUUUACCAACAUAAUGAUCACCUUUCCUAUCCAGAAAGUGCUGUUCCGACAGCAGCUGCAUGGCAUCCGGGCCUCAGAGGCUGUACGUCAGCUUCAGCACGAAGGUUUACGAUCCCUGUACCGUGGCCUGCUCCCACCAUUACUGCAGAAAACCGUUACAGUGGCCCUCAUGUUCGGCUUGUACGAAGACUUUUCACGGCUGCUCCUGCACCACGGUCGGUCGUGCGGCUCUCCGGAGAUUCUCACCCGCAGCACGGCGGCGUUUCUGGCCGGCACCGCGGAGGCAGCCUUGACCCCUUUUGAACGUGUGCAGACACUCUUGCAGGACCAUCGGCACGCUGGACGUUUCCGUAACACGGCGCAUGCCUUUGGCAGUCUGGUUCAGCAGCACGGGGUUCGAGAGUGCUACCGUGGCCUGGUGCCCGUGCUGUUACGCAACGGCCCCAGCAACGUGCUCUUCUUCGGGCUGCGCGGGCCUCUCAGGCGUCAGCUGCCUGAAGCACAUAGCCAUGCUGGACACAUGCUGAAUGACUUUGUGUGUGGAGGGCUACUGGGUGCUGGGCUUGGCGUCCUGUUUUACCCACUUAAUGUUGUCAAGUCGCGAGCGCAGUCGCAGGUCGGAGGUGCAUUUGUGCCCUGCAGUCAGGUGCUCCUGACUGUGUGGAGGGAAAGGGGCAGGAGUGUUGUCAUGCUGUUUCGUGGUGCUACGCUCAACUACCAUCGCUCGCUGCUCUCAUGGGGCAUCAUUAACUCCACAUACGAGCUGUUGCUUAAAAUCUUUUGAGGAGGAAAAGAAACCUGACAAAACAGUGCACUAAGUACGCUCUGCAACUCGGCUGAGAAUGUUUAUUUUGCAGCACGCUGCCCACUUUAAGAUCAAGGUCACUGCCACUUCCUUUUAUAUUCACCAACGGAUCGUACCGUCCUUGGGAUAUUUCUAAAAAGAAAGUAUUUAUCAUGUUGCCUGGACUUUCAGCUUGUAUUUGUUAACCCACUGCCCCAUAUAUGCACUUACUGAUAUAACUUUGGGAAUUGGUAUUUGAGACCUGAGGAAAGGGAUCAACAAUAAGUGUUACAUCAACCAGCAUUUGUCUCUGAGAACUGUUGAGUAAUCUUUUGUGGUUGUAAGUUUUCCAGUCCUAAUAAAACACAGACUUUUGUUUGGACCAUACCACACUUAUCUGGUUCAUCUGUAUUACAUUCUCCCUUUUAUUAUUAUUAAAGGAACAAAUAGGCCAAAAAUAGGAGGGUAUGAUUUUCCCUUAACCCCUAGGGUAGUGAAUUAUCUGGGACAUGAAUGGUAACUGAAGUUUGCUUUAUUGCUUUAUUAGCUUUCCCCUGAAAAUUAAAUAAAAAUAUAAAAUAGCCCAAAUUAUCAAGACGAGAUGAAGUAAGCAGCCAAAAACAUAUCUAACUUGCCAUAAAAUGACAUGCGUCUUAAACAUGGCAAAUAAAAUCCAGAUAAAUAAAUCUACAAUAAAGGCUCAAUGUUACCAAUAAGUAGAGAAAUCAGGGCACUCGGCACACUAGCACACCAGAGCUGACAUUUUGAACUCGCCGGCAGGCUGGGCGCCUACAUGAACAACGAUUGGCUGAUUUUACAGCUAUAUGAGGAGAAUUUAAGGCUACCAGCUCUUCAGUACUAGGUCGACUUCAUUCCUACAUGCAAAAUAUUGGCUUUGAUUUGCUAUGGCCUUAAUGAACAUUAUCAAAAUCAGUCAAAAUAUGUACCAGAUAGGUGUACCUAAUAAAAAGUCAAGUGUAUGUUAUAAAUGUGGCUGAUGAAAUGUUUUUAUACAGAGAGGAGAAUGUGUUUAUCAGAUAAACACAGUGAAUCUAUUAUAGUUGGCUGAUGAGAGACAAGUAUACAAAGCUGAUGGCUGGUAGUUACAUGUGGACUGGGGUACAUAUACAGUCCACUGCUUUUUUUUCAGAAGGAAGGACAGGUGUCCUCUCCUAUUGCUGUAAGAUAUAUAAGACGUUGCAGUUGUUCAGUCGACUUCCUCCAAGUGCACUGCGUGACUGACACUGGCAUUACUUUCAAACAAUGGAUCUCAGUUCGGCAGUACUGACAGAAUUUUUACAAUUUAAUAUAAGACUAUGAACAAACAAACAGCAAAAAUGAUGUGUAGACCAAAGCAUGAUCAAAAAGAAAAAGGAAAGUUGCCAUGUGUGAUAAGGAAAAAUAGAUUUAUGGCAGGGUUUGUUUGUUGGAAAGUACUCAUCUGUUAGUCUGUAUCCAGGGUGGCACAGUGUCUCAGUGGGUAGCACUGUGAGUUGAACUAGAGAUACAAAAUUGUCCAUGACUGGGUUUGCCAGUUCUGUCAUGAAUGUAAUUAAAGUGUGUAAAACAUGAUGUUAAAAUCCUAAUAAAUAAAUAAAUAAAAUAAACAAUCUGCAUCCAACAAACAGGCAGUAAUGGGGGAAAUGCAAAAAAACAAACAAACAUUAAAAAAAACAAUUCGUGCCUUUAUAUCUCUUUAUGGCCAAAUAAAUACCUGUUUUUACUUUGUAACUGAAUAAGUUAAAGUUUUAGUGUCUUCCAAUCAUAAAAUAGAGCAGUGUUUUUCCUCUUACAUUGAUUGUUUCCAUGUAAAUCACAUAAAGUUUAAUUUUCGGUAUAACGGGUACACGUCGUUUUAUCAUUAUUGUU